Messenger RNA from Hypoxylon fragiforme, 1387 nucleotides. RefSeq lists its product as uncharacterized. The coding region runs from base 236 to 1297 and encodes 353 amino acids. The record is from RefSeq and is a predicted model, not a curated record. NCBI's taxonomy places the organism in Eukaryota, Fungi, Ascomycota, Sordariomycetes, Xylariales, Hypoxylaceae. The transcript has 3 exons.
AAUCAAUACAAUUAUUGGAGAUCUGAGACAUAUAUCAAUCAAUUCGUCUUGUCGAGGCGACAAGGACGGAUGUCUUUUGGGAUUUUCAAAAAAUUGUUUGGAUGGGUUGAAGUGGAUUUGGUAUGGCGUUGAAUUGGGUGUGGCAGAGGUACUUGUGCGCGCACCUAAUUUGUGUGGGAGAUCAAGUAGCACUGGGGACGAAAUCUUAAGGCUGCUAUGACAAUUUAUUUCACACAUGGAUUAUUUUUCCCAAUAUUUACACACGAUUAAAUUAUCCGCUCGCGAGCCCGAGAUCCGCGGCCUUAUCGCACAAGGAGCCGAAGAUGUGCGAGCAAUAUUAUGCCAGCCUUGGGGGGCUGACGAGGUGUUAUCAUAUGUGCGACGUGAAAUCUCUGCGGCUGAGCACGCUCGCCAGGUAACAGGCAUCAUGUGGUACCUGACAUCCAUAGCCGUGGAGCGCAACCAGACAUUUCGAGCUGGUGCUUUUGUAUGUCGUGAUCCCCAUGGUCGACUAUCAGCGUACUUCCGGGGCAUUGGCAGAUUACGGACUAGCAGCCACCUCAAACGGCAAAGCGCCUCAGGCUGUACGGGCGGGGUUGACCUCUUCGCGGGUGAAGAUGAUUUACCACCGCUCGCCAAUGGCCAUCGACAUGUGCUUUACAUUGCUAUUCUGCACGACGAAAGGCGUGGUAGUUGCCUGUUUCUUAAGCCGGAGCACUAUGGCGUCUCCAGCCUUUCAGAUCUAACUCACCAUGCGGUGCGGUACGCUAAGUCGUUGGUGCGGCGAUAUUUCGUCCAUGGCGGUAAUGAAAUCGUCGGCAUGCGAAAGGAACGUAUUCCGGAUCAGUUCGUACGCGACUUCCGGAACGCGGUUGCCAAACUUCCUGACGGGCCGAGUGCUAUCGCCGAGGUAGGCUGUCGCGGCGAUGGCGAAGGAAUUGGAUACAUGCACGAAUACCUGACUGAUAAGGUGGAUGAUGUGACUCUCUCGGAGUCAGACCGCGACUUGUUGCUCGCGAUUCUCCUUCGCCUUAGGUCGGAGUAUGACUUUGUCGCUUUGCGAUUCGGUAAUGAGGUGUUCCUUGACCUCCCCGCCGAUAUCUCUGGAGAUCUUCCCCAGGCGCCUGGGGUGUACGGUCCAUCGAGAUCACUGCAAGAAUUAGGUUCCUACUCCGGUGAAGAGACUCGCGAACUAGGGACUCCGCUGAUGGGAAUUGUUUAUGUGCCGUCCCGUAUCUCGGAUCAGUCGGUUAGCAAAGAAUCGACACAAGCAACCUUGGAUAAAAUCCAGGGAUGAAACAAUAGGGAAUGGAGCUUUCUACUGGACUAGAGGUAUUAAACAUAUGGGCUAAUGACUUGUUUUGCUAACUGAAUCAAAAUCAUCCCC